Messenger RNA from Protopolystoma xenopodis, 453 nucleotides. The record is from the annotation of a GenBank genome assembly. Lineage: Eukaryota; Metazoa; Platyhelminthes; Monogenea; Polystomatidea; Polystomatidae.
AUGCUUUCCUCUCCUGGUCCACCAUGUUAUCGCAGCAAUUACGCUGGCAUGAAACGAAAUCGUGAUGACAUCUUUUCAUCAUCUGAAUGUGGUGCAAAGUAUUUUCGCAAGGAUAUUGACGGAAAAGUGAAUUGCAGCAAUGCGCUAACUAUUUUGAUGCAAUCCUCGCCUUCAAUUUACUGCCGCCUGAUCGGCCGCCCCUUGCAAGAGACAUCAGAUGAGCCGUCAAGAAUGCACGAAGCCAGUCCUGUUGACCUGCAAAAUCUCAGGUUCCUGCAUAGACAAUCACGUCUUGACAGCUUCGGGUACUUCAGCCAGACGCCUCGAGACUACAAUCACGCCAAUGGAAUUUGCCUUCCGGGUCCCGAACCAACUCCUGUCUUAGCUCCGAUAUUGUCUCCUCGUCGGCAGUCACGACUGGACAGCUUCGGUUUCCUUUUACAUCGACCAUAG